AAAGCAUUCGAAGCUGGCGCUGGACGAAAUGGCCGCUGUGAGUGUUGUAUUGGUGCGUGCGUUGCAAUCACGGAGCGUGGUUGCGAUCGGAGUGUAGCCUUUCCUUGGACAUUAGUUGAAUUUUCUAAGUGUAAUUUCACUCCCGUCUCUAGAGUUUGUUGUGUUUGGCGUAGUUUAACACUCUGCUAUGAGCGCGAGAACUUGAGUGCCCGUGAAAUUUGCCGAAUUCUGUGAAGCCGGCCUCGCAGACAUCAGGGCUUCACGAUGCAUGGGCCAGCCUUGCCCGACUUCUCUUAGGCGCGUUUAAGAGACACAUUAUCAUUUCACUGCAGGUGACUCCUUCAGCAGCCUAGUCCAGCAUGCAGGUGAUCCAGACGCAGCCAGUCACUCCGACUGGCCGCUUCCAGUACGGAGGGGGCCCCAAAUACGGUGGCGGGGGCUAUGGAGGGCCACGCAACCAGGGUGGAGGGCCCUAUGGUCCUGUCGGAGGUCGGCCCGGCAUGACCUCCAUGCAGAGCAUCGAAUUUGAUGGCAAACGGCUACGCAAGGCAGUGGCGCGCAAGACCGUAGACUAUAACACAUCUGUGGUCGAGUACCUCGAGAAUCGUGUCUGGCAGAGAGACUACCGUGAUGCAAGGGCUCUGCAACCGGAUUCAGGCUACUACACAAGGCUGAUGCCUCCGCUGGCGAUGCUGGCAAACCCCAUCAAUGCUGUGACUACCAAGUUUGUCCGCACCUCGACCAACAAGAUGCGCUGUCCCAUUUUCUGCGUAGUGUGGACUCCUGAGGGCCGCCGCCUCAUCACAGGUGCAUCAAGUGGAGAGUUCACCCUCUGGAAUGGACUCACGUUCAACUUUGAGACCAUUCUGCAGGCGCAUGACUCAUCCGUGCGCUGCAUGGUGUGGAGUCACAACGACACGUGGAUGGUGACGGGUGACCAUUCGGGCUAUGUCAAGUACUGGCAGUCCAACAUGAACAACGUCAAGAUGUUCCAGGGCCACAAGGAGGCCAUUCGAGGCAUCAGCUUCUGCCCGACGGACACGAAAUUCACCACUUGUUCCGAUGACGGAACAGUGCGUGUCUGGGACUUCCUGCGCUGCUUUGAGGAGAAGAUCCUCCGAGGGCAUGGUGCGGAUGUCAAGUGCGUCGAUUGGCACCCACAGAAGUCACUUAUUGUUUCCGGCAGCAAGGACAGCCAGCAGCCUAUCAAGCUGUGGGACCCCAAGUCAGGCCAGAGCCUGGCAACCAUCCAUGCACAUAAAAGCACGGUGAUGGAGGUGAAAUGGAACCGCAACGGCAACUGGCUGCUUACCGCUUCUCGAGACCACCUGCUCAAGCUGUUUGACAUCCGCAAGAUGAACCAGGAGAUGCAGACCUUCCGGGGACACAAAAAGGAGGCGUGCAGCUUGGCAUGGCACCCAAUCCACGAGUGCCUGUUCGCCAGUGGUGGUUCUGACGGUGCCAUCAUGUUCUGGAUGGUUGGGGCCGACAAGGAGGUGGGCGCCAUGGAGAACGCUCACGACUCGUGCGUCUGGUCUCUGGCCUGGCACCCCUUGGGGCACAUCCUCUGCUCAGGCUCUAACGACCAUACAAGCAAGUUUUGGACACGCAAUCGACCUGGGGACAAAAUGCGGGACAAGUACAACCUCAACACUCUGCCCAGAGGUCUGGAUGACUCGGGAGAGUAUGAUGAGCCAACGACCACACCAGCAUCAAUCACCCCUAACAUACCUGGCAUGGGACUGGAACAAGCCACCUUGGAGGCAGUGCGAGCUCUUAGUGAUGUGCAGGCUUCGGUGGCACCCAUGUCAGGAGGGGGAGGCAGUCGGAAGGAAUUCGGUCGGGAACUCAUUCCUGGCCUAGACUUAGGCCCGGAAGAGACGCACUCGGAGAGCCACUCGGGUGGUGGUGGCCGGCACAAACGCACGCCUUUCUCCAAGCCCAUCCCUAAGCACUUCCAGCAGCAGUGGAUGGAGAACAAGCAGCCCCUGCUGCUCGCACCACCGGAGGGGUCCUCACAGAAGCAAGACGGUGCAGACGAUUCCCAGCCGCCAGCAACAAUGCCGGGCAUGACGGCUCAGAGUGGUAUGAAUCUUCAGCAGCAACAGCAGCAGCAGGGCAUCCCCAUGAUGGGCCAGCCACCAGGCUUCGCACCUGUCGGGGGCCUCCUGAAUCCACCCCAACCUCCAACAAACAUGAUGUUCCCCCCACACUUCCAGGGCACGCCACCAGUCAUGGCAGGAGGUGUCGAUGCACCGCCCAAUGGAGUACCACCCAUGGGCUUUCGACACCAGGGCAUGCCACCGCAGGCUGGCCAGGACCAGGGCCAAUUCCAAAGGUCAGGUGCGGGCGAGUGGCGCAACAUGGGUGACUCUGGCAACCAGCAACAACCACAGCUCAGGCAACAGUUUCAGCAGCAGCAACAGCAAGAUGGCUGUGAUUCUGGCAACUUCUUCCAGCCACAGCAGUCGCAGCCACAGCAGUUCUGGCGAGGCAGCCCACACAAGCGUGGGGGCAGCAGUCACUGGUACCAAGGGGACGGUGGAGCACCCGGGCCGCAACAGCAGGAGGGACUGAAGCGGCCGUGGGGAGCCGACGAAGGGGGAUCUGAGGGGCAGCCACCUAGCAAAAGAGGGGGAGGAUGGGGUGCCAGGGGCGGAUUCGGGCGCGGCUUUGGCCGAGGAGGCUUUCGCGGUCGAGGGGGUUUUCGAGGCGGCAGGGGUGGUCCGAGGGGAGGAGCAAGGGGUCACUGACUGUGCAUCUCUUUUGGUGUGUCCCCACUCACGUCUUCAGUGCCGUCUUCUCAGUUAUGGAUGGUGCCGAAACAAAGAGAACUAAAGACUGGCAUCACUUCUGUUGUAGCCGGGAAGAGAGGGUUGUUGUUAGGAGCAUUUGCGAGGCCUUAGAUGUUCUUAGGAAAUGUUCCAUCCCAUCAGUUCAUGUCUUCAGCAUCACCAUCUUCAUGUGAACUGAACUGUAGAGCAUGUGAAAACUCUUGUACAAUACUACUUGUGCAAAGCAUUGUGGGGGGAAGUCCUUGUUACGCUUGUUCUUGUAUUCACAUUGUCAUGUUUUUACUAAACUUUGUGAUAACAAAGUGAACUUGACUGGCAUACUUUUGUGUCCCAAUUAAUCGUUUGAUGCACAUGUUUUUAGGACAAGGCUCAUAAAUGGAAUCAUUAAAAGAGAAUGGUAGCGCCAAAGUGAAAUUGAGGAGCCUUUGAACACAGAGAAUAGUCUCUACUUCUAACAAAACUAAAAUUUUUGAACUUGAUUCUGGUUGGAUCUUGAACAAUUUCUCAAUUGUGUACUGUCUGGUUUGUACGCCCGUCUGUAAUAGCUCCUGUGUUCGAAAGCGUUAAUGGCAAGCUUGUGUUGGGACAUCCUCAGAACGACCCAAUUUCAGUGAUCUGCCAGCACAUUUUCAUAAGGCCGGCUUUGUCAAAGUUCUGGUAAAAAGUAUAUGCAGUGAGAAAUUCUGCAUUAAUUAUUGGGUGGCAAUUAGAGUGAUCUGUUCUGCAUGCACCACAUGUGCAAGAAAUCAACAAGAGCUAGCUUAUUCAUAUGACAAACUCGCUGUUGACUGUGUCCGCAUCUAUUAAGUUCAUUGGGCGCCAGUAUUGUCUGGUCAUUCUGAAAUGCUGUUUGAUUAUGUCAGGGGGAGAACUUGCAGGCUACUUCGUGUAUUCUGUUGUUUGUAAGUUUGGUUUAUUGAUUUCGUAUCACACCGCAUUGCAUAGAAAGUGUGCUGUGCAUUGCGACUCUUUUGGAGCGUGUGAAGGAUGUGGCAUGUGCUGUGCGUUGCCACUCUUUUGGAGCGUGUAAAGGACGUGGCAACCCUUCCGUCCAAAAGGGGAAAAAAACCACUUGACUCAUCAAGAUAGACAGCAUUUUUUCGAGCAGCAUUCUCUAUUGUUGCUUUCCUCAAUGCCUCUAGAAAAAGAUAAAUACCUUACUAUUUCAUGAGCUAGGUGCAUUUUAGUACCACCUUUUGUGUGGAAUGUUGUCAUUCCCUGGAAACCAUGAAGUUCUGUACAAGUUAAAGCAGAAUAUAAAGUACAAUGACACAUUUGCCAGCGCAAGUCAUGGUGAAUGUCAUUCUAGAGCGAAAUCGCAUGUGAAUAGAAAUUUUUGAAAUUUUUAUUGUUGCACAUGAUCCCUGCAAGUUAUCAGCAGCGUUACUAAGUGUGUAGAUGUUGUGUGUGCUGCAAGCAGUCUUCAUUUGGUUGGCCUGGAUAAUUAUCAUCAUCAUGAAAGUCAUUCAUACGAGACUCACGUGUGAUUUAUACUGUUUCUUUAGGUUUGUGUUUCUGAGACGGAUAAAAUAACAGUGUUCUUUUUUUUUUUUCAUUGA
Molecule: messenger RNA, 4354 nt
Organism: Rhipicephalus microplus (southern cattle tick)
Lineage: Eukaryota; Metazoa; Arthropoda; Arachnida; Ixodida; Ixodidae
Product: WD repeat domain 33
Biological process (GO): mRNA 3'-end processing
Cellular component (GO): mRNA cleavage and polyadenylation specificity factor complex
Molecular function (GO): protein binding
Source: RefSeq, a predicted model, not a curated record